Messenger RNA from Babesia bovis T2Bo, 558 nucleotides. RefSeq names its product Signal recognition particle receptor beta subunit family protein. The transcript has a single exon. The record is from RefSeq and is a predicted model, not a curated record. The coding region runs from base 35 to 541 and encodes 168 amino acids. NCBI's taxonomy places the organism in Eukaryota, Apicomplexa, Aconoidasida, Piroplasmida, Babesiidae.
GGCUAUUUUGCUACGGCUUGUUCGUGGUGUUCAUAUGGAAUCGCAAACAUCGCAAUCGGUUAACCAGGUAUCGCUCAAAGUUGGUGGGAAAAGUAUCUCUGUGGUAGAUACGCCUGGUAAUUUUAGGUUGUUACCUGAUUCAAUGAAGUACAUUGAAUCUGCCAAGUCAUUGAUUUUCGUUGUUGACUCUUCUGACAAGCAGAGUUUCAAGAUGGCUGCUCAGCUUUUGGUUGACAUUGCACUUAACCCUAGGGUUAUAGCUUCGCGACCCAGGAUGCUAUUUUUGGCUAACAAGAGUGACAUGCUUGGUUCUCGUGACGUAGAAUCUGUGUUACACUUUGUUCAGCUGGAUGCCGAGCGUAUAUUAAAGGCUUACAAAAGUGAAUCACACAUGAAACAGAUACCGUCUGAAUCCAUGCCUAUUCUUCAUAUGCUUACUCAAGCUGAUUUUACUAUUGACAAGACGCCUUUACAUGUAACACUGGGUUCGUGUUCCGCACUGCAGGGUUCCCUCGACGAUCUUUUGAAUUUUAUCGGCUAGACUGCUAAACAACUGUA